Lethenteron reissneri (Far Eastern brook lamprey) is the source of this 4093-nucleotide messenger RNA. RefSeq names its product mitochondrial enolase superfamily member 1-like. Gene Ontology annotation, biological process: carbohydrate catabolic process; amino acid catabolic process. The record is from RefSeq and is a predicted model, not a curated record. Gene Ontology annotation, molecular function: L-fuconate dehydratase activity; magnesium ion binding. Lineage: Eukaryota; Metazoa; Chordata; Hyperoartia; Petromyzontiformes; Petromyzontidae.
GAAACCGGAGGAACCCCAUUGUGGUGCAGCAGGGGAGAGAACACAAACACACACAGAGAGAGCCCGCGUCUCGGCGUAUCCCCGUGUCUCAGUAGCUCUCAGCGCCCCCCGUGUCUGUCUCCCCGUGUCUGUCUCUUCGUGUCUGUCUCCCCGUGUCUCAGUGUCCCCCGUGUCUGUCUCCCCGUGUUUGUGUCUCCGUGAGUUCCGCUUCAAGCCGCAGGCUUCGCGCUCGGCCCGGAUCUGAUACGGGACCCCCGACCCCGUCUCCUCCCUCUGACCCCCACGAACCCCUCCCUUCGUAGCCGCCCGCGCUGCCUCCGUGUGCUCGGCAUCGCUCAGGGCAGCAGCAGCAGCAGAGAGAGGGGGGGCUGAGGGUCGCUGUCGCUGUGCCCCCUGCUCCUGGGACCCCUGUCCCCAGAACCCUGCCUGCUCCUGGGACCCCUGGGACCGUUGUUCUCGACUUGCCGGGACCCCUCCUGGUACCUCCUGGGACCUCUCCUGGGACCCCUGCACCCCCCCGAUUGGCGAUGGGACCCCAGGGCCGGGUGACGGGGAUCACUGUGCGAGACGUGAGGUUCCCCACGUCCCUGGAGCAGCACGGCUCUGACGCCAUGGCGUUUCACUCGGAGACCUGGGUGGGAGCAGUGGCACAGUGAUCGCGCACCAUACCAUCAACCAAGAAUAUGAUUACCAUCAACCAAGAAUAUGAAUACCAUCAACCUUGUCGCCCGAGUUGGAUUCCCGGCAAUGGCUGUAGCGUUCUUAGCAUCGCUCCUGGGACGCCCUUUUCUCAGCGAGUAACGCCACAGGCCCGGCCUGGGAUGGGCCUUCUUCAUCUAAGUAGUCGGCUGUUCAUUAUGAUUAGCAUCGUUACGUUAACUUCAUUGAGAUUUCGGAGACAUGAUCUCUCCAGAUUUUGGCUCGAGGUGGUGGAUGUUAUCAUGCGAUCAAAUAUGGUGGCGCCCUUGCGCAAAUGCACAUGAAAAGUUCAGUGACACAUUGAUGUUUUCUGCUGAGGAUGUAAAGACAAGUAAAAGGUUUUGCAGUGCGAAGUUACAGUGUGGUGAUAACUGCGCGUAAUGUUCACAAACAUUGCUGCAAUGAGUAUUUGAGAUGUGUGGCCAGUUUAUACAUACGUGCUUGUAAGUGUAUUUGCGUGUUGUAUGUGGGGACUGGUAUGUUAGUGACAAUUAUCUGACUCGGCCUUUAAUAAAUACAUCAGCACUAUGGAGACAAACGCGGUGAUGCUAGCCACACCACCCUCUCGUGCGCCGUGACGGCCUCAUAGGUGCAUGCUGGAUGCACUCAUAAGUGCAUGCUGGAUGCACUCAUAAGUGCAUGCUGGAUGCACUCAUAGGUGCAUGCUGGAUGCACUCAUAGGUGCAUGCUGGAUGCACUGCACUGCUCUGAAUCGGCUACACGGAGGAGCUUUGUCUCUGUGUGUGCAGCACCGUGACCCCGACUAUUCGGCUGCUUACGUGGAGGUCCGCACGGACGCAUGCGGAGGCCUCUCCGGGUUUGGCCUCACCUUCACCCUGGGCAGGGGCAACGAGAUCGUCGUGUGCGCCGUGCAUGCCAUAUCAGACCUCGUCGUGGGCGAGCAACUUGAGCGAAUCUUCGAAGACUUUGGCUCCUUCUACCAUCGCCUCGCCAACGACGGGCAGCUGCGCUGGGUGGGCCCGGAGAAAGGCGUCAUCCACCUGGCGAUGGCGGCCGUGCUCAACGCGCUCUGGGACCUGUGGGCCCGGCUCGAGGGCAAGCCGCUGUGGAAGCUGCUGAGUGACAUGGAGCCCGAACAGCUGGUGUCCUGCAUCGACUUUAGCUACAUCACGGACGCGCUGACACGCGCCGAGGCGCUAGAAAUCCUGCGCAAGGGAAGUGUCGGCAGGGAGGCGCGGGAAAGCCAGCUGAUGGAAUCAGGAUUCCCGGCAUACACCACGUCCUGUGCGUGGCUUGGCUACCCAGACGCCGAACUCAGACAGCGGUGCACCGAGGCCCUGCAGGAUGGCUGGACAAGGUUCAAGGUGAAGGUGGGGAGCUCGUUGGAGGACGACGAGCGGCGUUGCCGCAUCAUCCGUGACGUCAUUGGGCCCGACCGUACCCUGAUGCUGGACGCGAACCAGCGCUGGGACGUGCUGGAGGCCGUGGAGUGGAUGCAGAAGCUCGCGAGGUUCCGGCCCCUCUGGAUCGAGGAGCCCACAUCUCCCGACGACGUGCUGGGUCACAAACACAUCUCGCAGGCGCUGUCUGCGCUGGGGAUUGGUGUGGCGACGGGUGAGCAGUGCCAGAACCGCGUCGUCUUCAAGCAGCUUCUGCAGGCGAAGGCGCUACAGUUCUGCCAGGUGGAUACGUGUCGCCUGGGCGGCAUUCCGGAGAUCCUCGCCGUGCUGCUCAUGGCCCGCAAGUUCCAAGUGCCCGUGUGUCCGCAUGCGGGAGGCGUGGGGCUGUGUGAGCUUGCGCAGCACAUCAGCAUGUUCGACUUCCUCUCCGUGUCCACGUCGCUGGAGAACAGGGUGUGCGAGUACGUGGAUCACCUGCACGAGCACUUUGUGUUUCCUGUGCGCAUCCACAAGGCCGCCUACAUGCCCCCCAUGGAGCCAGGCUACUCGACGGAGAUGCGGAAAGACUCUCUUCAAGAUUUUGAGUUCCCGGGCGGACGCGUGUGGCGGGAGCUCGCCAGCUCAGGGAAACAUGCGGUGGCAGUGGCGGUGACGGAGGGAGGCUCGUAGAGACGACAUCGCGGACAUCACCAACAUCGCAGAGCCAAACCGAAGCGACUACCCCUUCUGUGUGGCGCUUCUGCAAACAAAUAUUUCUGCUACCGGCACUCCACACCCAGUGUACCACUCACUAUGGCUGUGGCUUCUAAUCAUGUGCCUGCUCCAAUAUGACAGCAACCCACAAAAAUGUUCAGGAAAAAUGGAUCAGUGAUUCUAACCAUUUAAUCAGCGGUGUCAUUGGGUAGCCCAGCACGAGUCUGCUUCGGAGCCGGUAUUCGGUCUCUGGUUUUCAAUCCCAGUUUUGAUAUUUGGUCUGUGGUCUUAUUUGGUAUCUGACGUUUGGGGAGACCUUCAUCUAGCCGUGGACAGAUCAUGUUUGCUGCUGAUGACGAUCAUGAUGAUUUAAUCUAUGCUCACAAUAUUCAGUUUGCGGUAUUUGGAAUUCUGUCUCCGCUAUUCGGCCUCUGUGAAUUGACUGACCAAUUCACUUUGUGUAUAACGACCAUGGGUGGUUUGUGUUAGAGUUGCCAGGUUCUAGAGACUGAGGAGGGAAGGACGAGUUAUGGUGGGUUGAGUGCAGGGAGCAGGAUGGUCCCGUUAUGAAGUAGUCUAGGAUCUAACUUCGUCAUUAUCAUCACUGUCAUCAAAUCAUUAUCGAGUUUAUUCCUGUGCAUCGCAGCCAUGCUACUGGUCAGAGUUAAACUUAGAGCGAUGAGGUGUGCUGGAGAGCCGCUUGUGAUGGGAGAGCAUCGUUGAGUUGACGCCGUUUCCGAGGGGCAUGAGAAUACCGCCCACCGCGAGGCAUAGAGAGGAGAGCAGAUCGCUGGGUUGGGAAUGAGGUUUAGGCAAGACGAGAGGGUUCUGCUGUCCUUGGGGACUCUGGCCCUGGGAAGCAAUGAUGAUAUUAUUUUUAGAUCGCAUGAAGAACAAUGAAAAUAUAAAUUGUAGAAGAUGAAUAAUUCAAUUUUCCAGCCGUAGCUGGGGUUGCAAUGUUCCACGUCCCCCUCCUAAGGUUUAUUAAUUUACGCGAUUCCUCUUGAAUAAAUGCGCUGAGUGGGGGCCGCACUUUCUCAUUACGCCGCCACAAUGGCUCCCGGACGUGGCAUUUAUCGAGCAGAGUAGGCGCGCAAAACGCCGCUCCGCUCCACUCCACCGACGGUGACAAUCACUGCACCCGGUGAUUAAUGGAUGGAUGCCGUUCUGAAUUGACGGUCACUAUCUGGCAAGUAGCUGCCACUUUGUGGCCUAUACCACCGAAUUGGACAGGAACCUGUGGUCAUUCGCUUGAGUUGGUAAUUUUCGUUUAGGUCUCGUUUGAAAAAAGAUGUAUUUUUGCACUCUGACCUGGUUUUGAUUAAAAUAUAUUGAUUGUU